AUGCAAGGCAGUUCUGCCGAGCCCGCACCGUCGGCCGCGCCGUUGUACCCUCCGUUAGAGACGUUCCUCGACCGGCGGCAUCCGCAGCCGAUUUCUCUCAAUUUGGGAUUCAAGCGCUUCCGAUGGCCUGCCUUUGCUCCGCUUCACGAGAUCAAAGUUCUUCAAGGCUCUUCGAAUGCGGAAUCUGAGCAGGACCUAUACCAAGUCCAGGUUGACGACGGUACUUUCUCGCUUCACCCGAUCGCCAGCGAGCCGUACACCAACCCCCUGAUAUCCUCAUUGAGGACUUCAGUUGACGUUCUCGACUAUUACGGCUCUCGCGAUACAUGGGAAGAUCUUCAUACAGUAGAUCGCCCAGAAGACGACAGUGAAGUCCAGUGUGAGUGCUGCGAUCGGAUGCCAUAUCAAGCACCGCAGCCACUCAUUAUCCGCGCAAGCUCAAAGGCCUACGUCACUAUUGGAGAUAUUGUCUCGCAAGUAAAUAAAUAUGUUACUGACUUGCGCGAGGAUGUCCUCGAGGCCUUGGAUGCUGCUGGAGAAUAUGCUGGGGAAAGAGGCCCCGAUCACACUUUCUGGGUUGCCUUCAGCGUCAAUAGCAUCAAUAUUGAGGAAUCACGGUCCACCUCGGAGCUAAACAAGGCUUGGAAGGAUAAUGCGGAUACCGUGCGGCAGUUUCGUCCUGGUAUGCAGUUUCAAGUGAUAAACCAGCCUUUGCAAGGAUGACUGGCUACAAUCUUUGUAUAUACCGAUGGAUGCACCAGUGCAGGAACAGCCGAUAGACUACUAGACAGACCAGAGUGCCUAGCAAGGAAAAGAU
This is a messenger RNA of Colletotrichum navitas, 817 nucleotides long. RefSeq lists its product as uncharacterized. The transcript has a single exon. The record is from RefSeq and is a predicted model, not a curated record. Bases 1 to 723 code for a protein of 240 amino acids. NCBI's taxonomy places the organism in Eukaryota, Fungi, Ascomycota, Sordariomycetes, Glomerellales, Glomerellaceae.